Messenger RNA from Equus quagga, 4521 nucleotides. RefSeq names its product retinal pigment epithelium-derived rhodopsin homolog (gene RRH). Gene Ontology annotation, cellular component: membrane; photoreceptor outer segment. Gene Ontology annotation, molecular function: G protein-coupled receptor activity. Gene Ontology annotation, biological process: visual perception; G protein-coupled receptor signaling pathway. The record is from RefSeq and is a predicted model, not a curated record. NCBI's taxonomy places the organism in Eukaryota, Metazoa, Chordata, Mammalia, Perissodactyla, Equidae. The coding region runs from base 3196 to 4209 and encodes 337 amino acids. The transcript is spliced from 7 exons.
GCCUUCACAGUACUCAUAAACCAACACCCCCUUUCAAAAUGUUUGCCUUUUGUGUAGGAGAACAUCAGCGCCAUUUACUGCAUUUCCCUUUAUGUUAGUUCAUAAAUCAGAGUUAGUCAAGCAGCUUCUCUAAUUGCAAUUAAUAAUUGAUUAGAUAAUUUUAGUAUUGAUUAUGAAUCUGUUAAAGUUGGAACUGCUUUGUUCAAGUGAGAACUAAAGUUCAAGAAGUUUCUGAAGAAAUGUUUAGUGUUUUUCAUUCAACGUAGAUGGAAUGUUGAAAGUUUUACUGAGUGUUCUUAUUGUACUUUUUUAAGGGACACUAAAGGUUUAAGAUGUUAUUCACCAUAGAUAAAUAUUUGAUUGCCUGCCACAUGUUCAGAGUCCUGGGUAGGACAUUACCGAUGAAGUUGGUGUUGGUCCCCACUGUUAGUGUAGUGCCAGAAGCAGGAUUGCAAGAUAGAGUACUCAGAUAUGGGACCACCUCCCCUCACGGUGCUCCUUCUCAGAAGGAGUGAUGCUGCCGUAUCUUCUCUUGAAUUUUCUGACAUGCUAUCCCUAAUGCUUGGUUAACUCUCGAUGGCUUGUUUGACUAGGAUAUAGCGUUGCCUAUGUCAGUAUUUAGAGUUUUACUUAUCUUUUUUGAUUUAUGGAAUUGCAGUAGAAUUAAUAAAUAUUUAGGCCAUAAAUAGACAUGAUGAACAAAUAAUGUUGAAAAUUACUUUUCCACAGGAAGAAGCCGUUGUGCUCUUAGAACUUGGGAAAGGAGGCUGUUUGCUUUAGGAUCCUUGGGUAGAAAUUCUCAAUGAGACUUAGGGCCAGGGUUUUAUUCCUGGUUUGUAGAAGAUACUGUGAGCACUCGAGGGGUGGGGACAUUGUCCCAAGGACAAAUAGUAGUGCAGCGCUCCUAGGCUUUUUUUACCAUUUAAAAAAAAUGUCUAAAAUGAUAUAACGAAAGUAAUGUGUAGGUUGGUAGACAAGCCACUUAGAGAGUUCACCUUUUACCUUAGCUAUUUACCUUAGCUAUUUCUCUUGGUCAUUGGCCAUCUUUAGACUUUUAUUUCCCCAUCUUAUUUUUCCCUUGUGGUAGUUCCUUCUGGGUUUCCUUUGGGGUAUUUAGUUUUGAAUCAAGUUCACAAUCAAGUUUAGGGAGCCUAGCAUUAAUGAAUUUGGUACUGUUGUAGGUAUGGAGUUCCACUGAAAAAGAUAUUUGAUAAUUAUUCAUAUAUUAAAUCUUUUGAGUUGUUAACUGAGUAACGUUCUGAUUGCUUACAUCUUGUUAGAAUGCACUUGUUACCAUAGCAAUUAAACAGUUUAAUGGAAUACAAUCAAUAUUUCCUGGUACUUCUAAAAUUUGGGAACAAUUAUGAAAGAAGAAUUGACUUUAGGCCAAUAGAAGUUUAUGAAAUUAGACAAUUGUGAGCUACGUAAACUUUACAAUAUGCUUAUAUCUGUAUUGUAAGCUUUACGCAAUAUAGCUUUUCUGUAUCCCUCAUGAAGGAAGCAUGAAAAAGUACUUUGAAUACACCUACCACACUCAAAGCUGUAAAACUUUUAUCUACACAGAUAGCUGGCCAUCUUUGGAAUUAUUUUUCUUCAGUUCUUAGAAUUAUUUCUAGAAAAUUUAAAUGGAUGCUACAACUAGGUAUAAUUCAUUACAGAAAAGGAAGGGACUAUGAACUAAAGCAAACAUAAAAAUGUUUUAUUCUGCAUACUGAAUGCAAAAAAACAAAAGAAAAAGGAAGACUUCAAACCCCAUGAUCCGUAGGUUUUUCAAAGGGAGAGUUGCUCUUAGGUCUUACGUUUGUUGCUUUAGGGUCGUUGGAAAGUAUUUUGAUGCUGGGAUUCUCAAGAGAUUGACUUAGAUAGAUGCUCUUCGGAGUACUACUUUCUGUUUAAGAAAGUUUCUGUACUGGCAGCUAUAGGGUCGGGGCAGAUCAGCCAACCUGUCUCACCUUCAGUUAUAUGUAGCUGAGAGGGUGGAGGCAAAGGAUUAUCUUGGGUCUCUUCCUGCUAUGCCAUGGGAGGAUUUACAAAAUUAAAUUAAGUGGGUAAAUAUAGCCCUCUAGUGGUUCUGUAAUAUCCUUGCACUGUUAACUUGGGUGCAUCUAGCAUUUGUUUAAAAUUACUGAUUUUAAGAAAUUUGCUAUUGAGAAGAGUUAGACUUUAAUAAUAUUACAUGACAGAGAAUAUGGGGGGAAAGGUGGUAGGGAAAUCUUACUCUAACUAUAAAUUUUUGUGUUAGAUUGUAACCCACUUCGAAGUAUAACAAGAUAGUCCAGAAUAUUAGAAUUGCCCUGUACUUCCCAAGAUGAAAGAACGAAUCCAGAUACUUUGCUGGUGUAUGCUGUGAUUGCUAUUAUCAGAUAAUACUCUGUGGGUAUCAAAGUGUAGGGUAAAUUACCUGCGGUGGGUUGUGAGGUACAUCAUGCUCUAUUUAUGCUGUGAAAUAUUAUGGCUAUUAAUAGGUUAGACUUAGGUUUAUUGACCUGGAAUUUAUGAUAUGACUUCAGGGGAAAACAAGUUACAGAAUGAUUUUAUAUGUUUUUGCUUAAAAGAAAAAAAAGUGAGGGCAAUCUCAAACGCUUGUACGAAUGUGUGUUUGUCUAGGCAAAGCAAAGCAGAAAGGAUCUACACCAAACACUUAGUACCUUUAGGGGAGUGAGAUUUGGAAGGAUGGGGGCAGACUGCUUCUUUCUGUGUCUCUGUUUAUUUAAGUUCUUAUGGAAAAAACAAAAGGGACUGAAAUGGAAAAACUUGAAAGGGUCAACAGAAAACAGGGACAUUAAUCUGAGUGGAUUUAGAGGACUAAGGCUGGCUCUUACUUUCAGAACUGUUUUCUGGCAGAAAUCUCUUAGCUCCCGCGCUGAUUUUCUGAGUUGGUUUAUUGUUUAAAUGGGAUGUGCAUGCUUGAUAAUCUCCUUAGAUGUGAGACUGAUGCCCAAACUGGCUAAAAUGGAUGGUGCUUGGUAUUUCUCUUUAUUUUGCUAAUAAGCUUUCCCUGUGUUCUGGGAAUUAAAAUCCUUUCCUCUUUAGCCCAGUUAAAUUUGUUAAGGGAGGGCCUCCAUGAAAAGGCCCUUCUUUGAGGUCUUUCAGAGGAAAUGAUUGGUUCUGAAAGUUCUCCCCUCACUGGCUCUGCAAUGUUUCAUAAUUAUUGCAGGCUCAUUAUGAAGGCUGUCUCAAUAUCUCCCCUCCAAAAUGCUAAGGAAUAAUUUAGGCAAUAGUUCAGACUCUAAAAAUGAAGAUGGCUCGGUCUUUUCACAGACUGAACACAAUAUUGUUGCAGCUUACUUGAUUAUGGCAGGUAUGAUAAGUAUUCUCAGCAACAUAAUAGUUCUGGGCAUCUUCGUUAAGUACAAGGAGCUUCGGACAUCCACAAAUGCAAUUAUCAUUAACCUGGCUGUCACUGACAUCGGGGUCAGCAGCAUCGGCUAUCCUAUGUCUGCUGCUUCAGAUCUGUAUGGACGUUGGAAAUUUGGAUAUGCAGGAUGUCAGAUUUAUGCUGGAUUGAAUAUCUUUUUUGGAAUGGCAAGUAUUGGAUUGCUCACAGUCGUGGCCCUGGAUCGGUACCUGACCAUCUGCCGUCCUGACGCAGGAAGAAGAAUGACCACCAGCACUUACACCAGCAUGAUCCUGGGGGCCUGGGUCAAUGGCCUCUUUUGGGCUUUGAUGCCCAUCAUAGGUUGGGCUAGUUAUGCCCCGGAUCCCACUGGGGCUACCUGCACCAUAAACUGGAGGAAAAAUGAUGCAUCUUUUGUUUCUUACACGAUGGCAGUCGUUGCGAUAAACUUCAUUGUGCCCUUGACGGUGAUGUUUUACUGCUAUUACCAUGUCACUCGGUCCAUGAAACGUCACCCUGCUAGUAACUGCACUCAGUACCUCAACACAGAUUGGUCAGAUCAGGUGGAUGUAACAAAGAUGUCUGUGAUAAUGAUAUUCAUGUUUCUGGUGGCGUGGUCCCCUUAUUCUAUCGUGUGCUUAUGGGCUUCCUUUGGUGACCCAAAGAAGAUUCCUCCCUCAAUGGCCAUCAUAGCUCCGCUGUUUGCAAAGUCUUCUACAUUCUACAACCCCUGUAUUUAUGUAGUUGCAAAUAAAAAGUUUCGGAGGGCGAUGUUUGCCAUGUUCAAAUGUCAGACUCACCGAGCAAUGCCUGUGACGAGCAUUUUACCAAUGGAUGUACCUCAAAACCAGUUGGCUUCUGGAAGAAUCUGAAAUAAGAAGAAAGCACACAUUAUCAAAACAUUUUGUUUACUUCUUUUUUUUUUGCCGUGGUUUAAUUUCAUUUUAAAUAUGAGCCCAUUCAGAUCAAAUACAGACACAGACCAUCGUCCUAUUAGAUUGUAAAUUCUUCAGGUGCAGCUCAGAGUUCUUGCAUUGGUGUAGUGAAUGUCUCUUUAUUUCCUUAUGUGUAAACUUCUGCUCAUCUCCUUUGAUGAAUCCAGGCCCAAGACACGAAGGCCCCUCGUCGUUCUUCCUCUCCUGGCUUGUGUUACACUGUAGCCAUGACCUGGUAACUAGCCUGGG